Racocetra persica is the source of this 462-nucleotide messenger RNA. The record is from the annotation of a GenBank genome assembly. NCBI's taxonomy places the organism in Eukaryota, Fungi, Glomeromycota, Glomeromycetes, Diversisporales, Gigasporaceae.
CAGCUUGAACAGAUUCUUGAAAAGUUGGAUAAUACUGAAGUAAUAUAUAAUUCUGCUAUAGGCAAAAAAAGAGAGAAAAGAAAAUGGAAGAAAACGGCAGAUGAUUUGUUUCAAGAAGCAGUUAGAGAACUUUUAUAUGAAUUAUUUCAUGACUAUAAGCAAAUAAGCGAUACUGAAAUGAAAGUGCAACUCAAAAAUAAGUUAGAAAAUAAUAAAGAUUGUGCAGAACACUUGAAAGGACUUUGGGCUACUUUUGGCAUUAGUAAAAUUAAAUCAUUCAAUGAACAUGAUACAAAAGACCAAAUGAAACAAUGGAAACAGGAUUCUAGAAAAGCUUAUAAAGAUUUAUAUAAUCUGAAUAAUUUAACUAAUCCAAAUUCUGAUACUUUUUUUGCUUCAAUUAUACAAUACGUUUUUGUUUCUAAAGACGAACAGACUCAUAUAAAUGCUAUCUGGACCUAA